AAGUUUGUUGAUUCAUUUCCACCGGCUUUAAUUGAAUUAGUCGCUCUGAUUAGAGGGGACGAGUCUACAGGGACUAAUGCAAGGAUUUGUCUCACAGCUCAGACAGUUGGUGAAAUUUGGGAGCCUCGCCGGAAUCCAUCCGGAAGCAAAGCGGAAGAAAUUAAUAAGGAAAAGGUGGGAAAAAUGACCUCGGUGAUGGCUGUGGACAGUGUGGUGGUUUUGAGGGUAGGAGAGGCUCAUCGGUGUCGACGUCCGCCUGGAACGACAUCGGUGCCUAGUAGCGGCAGUAACAACAGUAGGACGAAAUUGUUGCCGUUGACCGGCGUCGGCGCAGCAAGCGGACAGCAGCAGCAGCUCAUACGAAACAGUAGCGAUGGGACAGCAGUGCCGCCGUCGUCUCCUACCAACGCCGACGUCGUCGUUAGUUCACAUCACUCGACGCAGCGCUUGCAUUUCUUGACACACUGCGGCACCGUUUGGGUCGGCUGUUUACGCGAUCAAGUCAGACAUUGCUGGACAAUGUUCACCAAACGAAAAAAAGAGGAAGAUUUGGAUGAUGUCAUGUUUGGUAAAACAACACGCCACCGACCGGAGGAAUUAAAAUCAUUGGAACGGUCAACUAAAUUCACCCGGAAGGAGAUCCAGCUGAUUUACCGCGGCUUCAAACAGGAAUGUCCCAAUGGGGUGGUUGACGAGCAGUCCUUCAAGGAAAUCUUCGUCCAAUUCUUCCCGCAAGGAGAUGCCAGCCAGUACGCUCAUUACGUGUUCAAGACUUUCAAGAAUGGCGGCACUGGUACCAUCAAAUUCGAGGAUUUCCUCCAGUCGUUGUCGCAAGCCUCUCGCGGGACGAUCCAGGAGAAGUUGAGGUGGAUUUUCGGUCUCUACGAUCUCAACGGCGAUGGAUACAUUAGCAAAUCUGAAAUGACUAGCGUGGCUAUGGCCAUUUUCGACAUGCUGGGUAGACACGCAGCCCCGGCCGUCGACGAUCAAACAGCGUCCAAGCACAUCGAUCAGAUCUUCCACAAAAUCGAUGUGAACCAUGACGGCCUUAUCACUUUCGAGGAACUGAGCCAGUGGUGCACGCGGGAGGAACGCUUCGUCAAAUCGCUUGGUAUGCUCGACACGGUGCUCUGAAAAAUGAAACUAAACACCAAAACAUAAUUUUAACCAACCAGAAAAGAAACUUUGCAUCGUCGUCUUUUAUUAGUCAUUUUUAUUUUUUCAAAUAAUUCAAACCAAAAUUUUCAUCUUUCAAAACAAUUUGAUCAUCAAAAUAUUUCUACCCCUCCGCGAUGGUGAUGGAAAACAAAUUCUUUCAUAUUAUUUUGGAAAUAUUAUUAUUAUUUAAUCGAGCAAUAAAUAAAAUAAAUAGUUUGUGUUUCUAGGUUGAAGAUGUUGAAUGAUGAGUGCGCAUUCCCCCCACCCACCCAUUGAAUUUGUUGUCCCUGAGAAAUUCAAAUUUUUCACAAAACAUUUUACUUGUAAUAAUAAUCCUCUUAUCAAUAUUUACAAAACCAUCAAUUAUUAUGAAUAAUUAUGUAAAUUGUUGUGAUUUCAUCAUUCGAGAAAACUCAUCUUCUUUAUUUUUCGAUCAAUCCGAUAAACGAUUGAUUGUUUAAUUAUUAUUUUCUCAGCAAAUCAUCUUUCAAUGUGUGAAUUCUAAAUUCUUAUAUACAGUCCUCCGAAUCUCUUCCAAAAAAUACAAAAUUGUUACUCGCAUA
Daphnia pulex (common water flea) is the source of this 1721-nucleotide messenger RNA. RefSeq names its product Kv channel-interacting protein 1-like. The record is from RefSeq and is a predicted model, not a curated record. The coding region runs from base 184 to 1134 and encodes 316 amino acids. Gene Ontology annotation, molecular function: calcium ion binding. The transcript is spliced from 8 exons. Lineage: Eukaryota; Metazoa; Arthropoda; Branchiopoda; Diplostraca; Daphniidae.